Molecule: messenger RNA, 3165 nt
Organism: Cimex lectularius (bed bug)
Lineage: Eukaryota; Metazoa; Arthropoda; Insecta; Hemiptera; Cimicidae
Product: gamma-tubulin complex component 3-like
Exons: 15
Coding region: 177-2861 (894 amino acids)
Biological process (GO): spindle assembly; microtubule nucleation; cytoplasmic microtubule organization
Cellular component (GO): gamma-tubulin small complex; spindle pole; equatorial microtubule organizing center
Molecular function (GO): microtubule minus-end binding; gamma-tubulin binding
Source: RefSeq, a predicted model, not a curated record
GUUUUCUAUUGUUGUAACCGUAGGGGGAGGUUGCAAUUCGGUUUUCGUUUCGGCGUCUUAGCUCGGGAAAGAGGCGUCCUCGUUAAUUUUAAUGUUUUAUCGUUUAUCCGCCGGAUUUCCGCGUCCGGCUUUCGUUCAUCCACAAUGACAGGACAUCCGUGAUAGGAGGUGGAAAGAUGGAAAUCGAGAACCGGGCGCCGCCCUCCACGGACGGCUUUGCCCUGAUCAAAGACCUGGCGGAGCACAUCUGUUUGGGUCUACCAAAAGAAGCAGAAAAGGCAAUUUUCAAGCAGGCGAUAAUGCAGUAUUCGGCAUACUGCGCUACUGAAAAAAGGCCUAUAAUCAACGAACUGUCAGAGGCGAUGACAUGCCAGAUGAUUGAAAAGCAACUUGAGGCACUUAAUAAGGCCAACAAGGAUAUCGUUCAGUUUCACAGCCUGUACAGAGUCCUUCGUCAGAAUGAAAACACGAUAAAUUUGAGAUACCGUUGCAACUUAAUGCAUUUGUUUCUGUGCCUAAGCGAAUUAAAUGAUUCGAACUUGAAAAAGAAAUUUUCAAAGUCACCAUUGACCCAAGAGCCGGGUGAAGACCUGAAGAGACUUAUUUCUAAAAAUUGCUCUUCCACAUAUUUUAAAGAUGUCAGUCGAAACGACAGACCUAUUCCAAGAUCGUCUUCUGUCGAGUUGAGCAAGAAAAGUAGCAUCGUCCGUCCGACAACGCUGCAAAGUCAUUCCUUCAAUCGAGAAAGCCAGAAUGAUCUGUAUUUGUCAGAACGAAUUGAUAAAAGCUCAAGUUCUUUCACGUUAUCAAGCACCAGAGAACCCAAGCAGACAUCGCUGUCUCUCAUGUCGGCAGCUCCUCCUCGUUAUUUGAAAGCACAUAGAUUGAGGAUUCCUGAGUGCAAAGUCGUUGAAGAUCUUCUUGCCUGCUUCCAAGGCAUUCCGAGCACAUUGUUCAAACUUGACCAUCAGCAAGGCUUUGUGAUAGAUUCAAAAGUCACUCUUCCCCAGGAAGGUCUAGUGUUGAAACUGAUGGAACUCGGCUAUCUGCACAACUUGAUUGUCACUCAGAACAAAUUGCUGUCUAAGAAGGGCGCAGUGGCUCAGGGCGUCCUCGCAACUGUUAAAAAGAUGCUCACAGACUAUUACAGGGUUAUUGGCAAUAUUCACUCCGAGCAUAUAAACUCUUCAAGACGUGUUGAUGACACACCAAUGUCUGAUAUCGACGACUCAGCCACCAUAACAAUCCGCCGUCUUGUAUAUCUAAUGCACGAACAUAUCAUGCGACUCAAAGUGCUAGCGGAUGUAACUAAAAUCGUGUCGACGGGGCGAGGUGGUGACAUGUUGAGCUCACUGAACGUACUGAGACAUCAUGGAAACCCGGCUAUUAGAGUUCCUAUAUCAGCCAUAACUGCCGGGGCUGGGAAGCCCGUCGUGAACAUGAUAAUCACUUGGAUGGUCGAAGGAGAGCUUUUCGAUCCUUACGAUGAGUUUUUCAUUGCUAAAAAUUCAAGUUGCCACGAAAAAGACAUUUGGAGGGAUAAAUUUAUACUGCGCACAUCAUUGAUUCCUUCCAUGAUUAAACCAUAUCAAGCUCAAAAUAUAUUGAAAUCAGGAAAAGCUAUCAACUUUUUAAAUGUUAUUUGUAAACAGCGAAUCCCGAUUCAAGGGCUUAGGGCUAAAUUAAAUAAAAUGAGAGAAUGCAAUAUAAUUGACUUUUCUGACAUCCGGAGUGAAUUGUACGAACUUAUUUUCCUUGUGGCCGAGGAGAACUCUAAUGAGGUGCUUGAAACUGUCAAGAACAAGUUCAAACUUUUCUUGCACUUCCAAGGUCUGCGACGAUAUAUACUGCUCGGCCAGGGAGACUUUGCCAGCUACUUCAUGGAACUAGUCGAGCCGGAAAUGAAACAGCCUGCUUCGGCCGUCCACUAUCACGAGCUCUCCGAGAAGCUCCAGACGGCGAUCAAGGCAACCACAGCCGCUCACGAAGAUCCGGAUAUAAUACAGAAUGUAUCGGUGAAGCUGCUUGUUGCAUCAGGCGGUGACUGGGGCUCGGACAUAUUUGGUCUACAGUACUUCAUGGAUGAACAUCUUUCAGCUGCAUUCCGGCUAAGUGAGGGCGCCUACAGUCACUUAUUUAACUUUUUAUGGAGGACAAAACGUAUGGAACAUAGACUACUGCUUCUAAGGAAGGAACGUUGGGCUACAAAAAACAGUCUUAAUUGGCUAAGUGAAAGGUUUAAAGACAUAAAUAUCGUUCUUAUGUUGACGGAUCGUCUAGCCCAAGAAUUUCUCCAUUUCGCAAGGCAGUUCCAUUACUACAUACUCUUUGAGGUUGUUGAAUGCCUGUGGCAGAAGUUCUGCCAGAACUACCAGAAGGCCAAAUCGUUCGAUGACGUAAUCAAAGCGCACGAUGAUUUCAUAGAAGAAAUGCAGCAAAAGACAUUCCAGACAAAAUCAAAAGCUUUUAUUAACGAACUCCGCCUCAUCUGGGACUUGGUCCUUGAGCUGGAAGUACUCGAAGACAGAUUCUUCAAGCGAGUCGCCAUCGAAUGUGACCUCUGGAAACAUCACGAGACCACUAUAGAAAAAAUCGGCACUAACUUCACCCAGGAAAUGGAGUUCAACACAAAAAAGAAGGAGUUCAAGUCGUUCCUCUCUUCCAUACGCGCACAAUAUAGCAUCAUCAAUCGGAACUACCAGGAGGUUUUAAGAAGAUUUCUCUUGGAGCUAUCAUCGCAAAAGGACCAUGAGCUGCGCCUGUUGAGUGAGCGGAUUGACUACAAUGAACACUAUAAGAACAUCGAUGCUCGGAUUUCUGAGUCUAUGAAGUACUCCCGGUGCAGCGACCUUUUCCUCUAAUGCCUCAUUUGAUAUUCACCCUUCUCCCAUUGUAAAUAACCUAAUGUGCCAAGUCAUUUACCAUUUGUCGAAUCUCCGAGCAAUUAGCCAUAUUCGUCAUCCGUCUUCGCACAUCUGUAUAUAAUAAUUCAAUUAAUUUUAUUUAGUUUGUAGAUUUCACUCUUCCAUUAAAAUGUUAUUUGUAAGAAUAAUUGUUAUUAAUUAUUAAUGUUCUGUUUUGUUAAAACGAUGUCUUUCACCUGUAGAGUUUUGAAUAUAAAUGUUUACUGCCAAUUAAUAAAACUGUCUUUUGUUUACUUGUAAA